Messenger RNA from Drosophila santomea, 295 nucleotides. RefSeq lists its product as uncharacterized. The transcript is spliced from 2 exons. The record is from RefSeq and is a predicted model, not a curated record. The coding region runs from base 1 to 177 and encodes 58 amino acids. Lineage: Eukaryota; Metazoa; Arthropoda; Insecta; Diptera; Drosophilidae.
AUGGACCAUCUUUCAUUGUUAUUUCUUAUAAUUUGUUUGAUGUCCGUGUUGCAUUGCUCCACCGCUCCCACACACCCUGAUUGUGGUCCAGCUGGUCGCUGCUACACUGUAAACUCACACUUUGGAAGUUUUAGACAGACAAGAUGUGUUCCUUGCAAACAGCGUAGAUUUGACUAAAGUUUGCUGUUGAUGGACUUUGUUUGCCAAAAUAUAUUCCAUGCAACAAGGUGAAAAAUCAAAAUGUAGUAGCCUGCUAGGAUAAUUAAAGAGGUUGCAAUAGCAACUUAAAGAUAAA